This is a messenger RNA of Protopterus annectens (West African lungfish), 5889 nucleotides long. RefSeq lists its product as uncharacterized. The record is from RefSeq and is a predicted model, not a curated record. NCBI's taxonomy places the organism in Eukaryota, Metazoa, Chordata, Ceratodontiformes, Protopteridae. The transcript is spliced from 12 exons. The coding region runs from base 445 to 4719 and encodes 1424 amino acids. Gene Ontology annotation, molecular function: RNA binding.
GCAAAAACACAGUUCCUAGCAGUUUGACUUCUCAAUGGCUUGCAGCGGGUCUCGCGAGAUGAUGCUAUUAAUUGUCGGGAAGUAUCUGUUUUCAUUAACCAUCAGGGUUGUGGAACGCACGUGGGAAAGAGGACGGCCAAAGGCAAAGGAAGCAGGCAUAGAGGGCAGUCGAUAACUGAGGGAAUUGAGUUAUUGGAAUAAUCCCGAGUGGUGCGCUUCCAAGUGAAAAAGCUUGAACACAUCUUGUGAUAGCUGUAGACUUCUCAGAAUAUGCUUAGCCAGUCGACUGUUAAAGGAAGAGAGAGAGAGAGAGGAGUGUGGAGUCUGAGCUUUUGAAAAAUGGCCAGUACUGGAUUAUCUUGGCAAAUAACCCAAAAUGCCACUGAGGCAGUGAGGAAUUCCUACAUCUAAUGUUAAACGUGCUGCAGUUGAGAUCCUGCUGUGAUGAGACUGCCACUUCGCACAUUCUUUCCUUAUGCUCUGCCUGGACUGCUGGCAUUUUUUGGUUUGUGGUGGUUUACUACACGUAAAAAGAACCAUGCAGGGAAGCAGGCUAAACAUGCAUGUGCUAAAGAGGAAGACACAGCAGCUGCCAAAAGAAGUGGCUUAGUAGAAGAAAUUGAUCCUAACACUCAAGCCUCACUUUCGAAUCAUGGUGAAUGUGAAGAGGUUUCCAUAGUUUGGGGUGGACAUACUAAACUGUCUUUGCCAGUGGAAAGUGUGGGUGUCUUGGAUCAGUCAUGUAGGUUGUCCUGCUCCACAGUAAGCACUGAAGAGACUGCGUUUGAGAAGGAAGAAAAAUUUACUCUAGAGUCUACACCAUCUCCAGAUUCAGACAAUGUGUGUGCAGGGGAGGCAAAUUAUUCCUUGAUAACAGAACAAGAGCAGUGCAGUGUUUCAGAAAUGCUUACUGAUUCUUUUGACCCAUUGCAAUUUGCUCAUCAUUUAAAAUUGAAUGAACAGGAUCAAGACAGUGUUCCUGAAUUACUGGACAGAGAGAAAACUGAAUUCUUGUCUGCUGUACUGCAGGAGGAAGUUUAUUAUCCUGCAGUACAAAAAAUGGAUCAUGAAAAUAUUCCAGAGUUGCCAGAAACUGAAAAUGUUCUCCUUUCUGCUGGUUCAUCAGAGGUUCUUCACACGGUACUAAAAGAACGGGAACAAAGUAGUGUUGUUGAAAUGACAGAGAUGGAGAAAGGUGUAGAGCCUUCCAUUUCAUUACAGCAGCAGAUGUUGCAUGUUGUAUCCGUGAGUGAAGAGCAGACUGGUGAUGAUGACAUGCUGGAGUGUGAAGCAUAUCUGCACUCUUCCAAUCCAUUACUGCAAGAAGCUGCACAUCAUCCAACCUUGAAUGAUCAGAAACAAGGCAGUGUCACCCACUUAGUAGAGUCUGAAAAACCUGGACAGUAUCAAAGUCCACUACAAGAUAGCAUGCUGCAGCACACCAUGUUUAAUGAUGAAGAGCAAGACAAUAUUCUUGAAUCCCUGAUCUUGAAACCUUUUCCACUUUACCAGAAUGCUGCAAGUCAUAUAAUAGAAAAGGGAAAAGUAUGUGACCUUGGACUUUCUGAUUUGCAGAAAUCUGUGCAGACUUCAUGUGUAUUGCAGGAUGAAAGUUGUACCAUACUAAAUGAAGCGAAAGAGAACAGUGUGCUUGAAUUGCCAGACUCUGAUAAAACCCACUGUACGUCUAUAUUGUUUCAGCAGAAGUCUUUACAUCUUGCAAAAGACUGUGAUCUGGGAGUUAGUGGUACUUCUAAAUCCCUGGACUCUGAAAAAAUUCCUCAUCCUCCCUGUCUGUUAUUUCAGAAAGCUGCAUAUCAUGAGGAAUCUAGUAAACUGGAAUUGAGCAGUGCUUUUCAAUCUGAAUCUGAAAAUGUACAACAUUCUUCAGGAGCCUUACAAGAACAGACUUCUUUCCCCAGUGUAGUGGUUGCACAGGAACAGACAAGUGGGUUAGAACUGGUGGAGUCUGAAAACUUUCCAUCUCUUUGUUCAUUACGGAAUGCAACCCAUCAGUCAGUACCUGUUCCUGAACUGUUGCCAUCUGAGAAAAAUAUUCAGUCAUGUAGUGUAUUACAUCAGGAGGCUGCAUAUCCUGUAAUGGCAGAUGAUCAGGUGCAAAGUUUUGUCGAGUCUCUAGAGUCUUGUGAAACUGAACACUCCUCCAAAGUGUUACAGCAAGAUGCUUUUCCUCAUACAAAGCUAGCUAAUCUAACAGAUAGUGGGAUUCUUGAAAUAGGUCCUGAAGCAACACUACACCCUUCCAUUUCUUCACAAGUGACUGUACAGCCCACAUUAAGUGAGCAAGAACAAAGCAGUGAUUGCCAGUCUGAAGAGACAGAGAAGAUAUUGAGAUUAGCCUUGCCACAACUGAAUGCAGUGCAGGACACAUUACAUGAACAGGAACAGAACAGAAUUCCUGAAAUGUCAGGGCCUGAGAAAAUGCUCAUGUGUUCAUGCCAUAUGGAAGAUGCCCAUUAUACAGGACUAACUGAACAGGAACAGAUUGCUUCUGAUGAAAUAUUGCAGCUUGAAAAUGGUUUCUGUUUUUCCUCUCAAUUACAGUCAAGUACAGUCACAAAGCAUGCACUGUUGUCUAAUCUGGAACUUUGUGACAGUUCUGGAAAAGCACAGGAAAUGGAAGGUAACAGUAAUAGCGCCUUUGCUGAGAAACCAAAAUCUUUAGAUGCUGUUCCCACUGACAUUCACUGUCCUUGCACUGAAGCUGCACCAAUACCUGAAAAUGAAGUAGUGGCUGCUGUGCUUGCUUCUCCCACUGUUGAAAAGAUAACUGGACCUGUUGAAGUACAUGAGAGUUUAGCAAACACAGGAAAAAUAGCUGUAGAGAAGACUCUGACUUCUGUAGAAGCAGGAAGUCAUGAAUUCUUGGAAACUAAAUUCAAUUUAGGUACUUCUGUAACUUGUAAUGAACUUUGUGCUGAAAAUUUUGAGCUCUUAAACAAUGAAGAAAACAUUACACUAGACAUGGUAAUUGAGGAGAGUUCUAUGAAAGCAAUUAAUCGUGUGGCUUCAGAUUUGGUUUCAAAGAUAAUUGAAGCAGCUGUUCAUGAAAUACUUUCUUCAGUUGAUCACAAAACUGAAAUGCACCCCAUAAAGACAGAUAUGAAGGUUGAGCAAGUUGUUUGCAGACUUGAGAUUGGUGAGGUAGAUACUGUACUGCAUGGAAAAACGUCAACACUAGUUAAAAGAGUAGAAGAUUUAAAGGUAGAAAUUGAAAACAGUUUGAUACUGGACAGUUCAUCAGUGAAAGCUCCCCCAAAUGAGAGUGAGUACUGCAAGCAAAAAGUUGAUACUGUUGAGUGUUCUGGAAAUGAAUACUCCGAUGAAGCUGACAUGAAGAAUCAUUCAGCAGACUUUUCAGUUCAACAUAGACUUUGUGAAGUGGGCCAUUAUUGUGCAGAGACAGUGAAAGAUGUGCCAGAAAGUACCAGUUUGAUAGCGGAAGAUUCUGGAUGUAGCACUUGCACGUCAGAAGAUGGUAUGUGUUCAGAGGACCCACUACAGAGCACUCCUUUGUCCAGUGUAUUAGUGGAUGUAUUGGGUGAAUCAGUAAUUAAAGAGGUGCUUGGUGUAAAAGAUGUAGAACCAGCCACAGUAAAGCAAACUAUUAGAGCAGAAGUGGAACAUGACAUUUCCUACAGCAAAGAAGCUGUUGCAAGAAAUUAUGUUACAAAGAAUGAAAGCCAGUGGUCUGCAGAAGUAGACAAUUCAGGAGGUUCUGAUGUGAACAGCAUGGACUCUGGUGACAGUGGCUGUGGGCUGAGUGGGUCAGAGCACCACCUCAGCCAGCAUACAAGUUUGAAUUCCAAUAAGUCUGAGUUUACAGUCUGGGAGAUAGAGGUGCCAAAGCACCUUGUUGGUCGUUUAAUUGGUAAACAGGGAAGAUACGUUAGCUAUCUUAAGCAGAUAUCUGGUGCCAAGAUAUACAUAACAACUGUGCCUUACACACAGGAGUUUCAGAUCUGUCAUAUAGAAGGUUCGCAGCAGCAGGUUGACAAAGCACUGAGUUUGAUUGGGGAGAAGUUUAGAGAACUGGAUCUAAUCAACAUCUAUGCACCACAACGCUCACUGACAUUACCAUCUCUGCCUAUGACUUCGUGGCUGUCACUUCCAGAGGGUGUUACAGUAGAAGUGAUUGUCGUGAGUGUAAUCAGUGCUGGACAUGUGUUUGUUCAGCAGCACACCCACCCUACUUUCCAUGCACUACGCUGUUUAGACCAUCAGAUGCGUUUAUGUUAUUCUCAACCUGGAAUACCAGCCAUGCCGGCACCAGUAGUUGGCGUUAUUUGUGCAGCUCCUGCAGCUGAUGGUGCUUGGUGGCGGGCUCAAGUUGUUGCCUAUUACAAAGAAAGCAAUGAGGCUGACAUUAGAUACGUGGACUACGGUGGUUAUGAAAAAGUUCAACUUGAAGCACUACGCCAGAUCAGGUCUGAUUUUGUGACCCUACCAUUUCAAGGAGUGGAAGUACUACUCGAUAACAUUGCACCCCUUCCAGGUGAAGAUCAUUUUUUAUCGGAAGCUGAUACUGCUCUGGUUGAAAUGACAAGAGGCUGUUCUCUGCUUGCGCAGGUUACAAAUUAUGAGAGCUCCAGUGGUUUGCCUUUAAUACAGUUAUGGAAUAUAAUGGGAGAUGAGGUAAUGUCUGUAAAUCGAACACUUGUGGAAAGAGGAUUAGCUCAGUGGAUAGACAGUUACUAAUCUGAGGCUAAGUGACCAGAAGGACUGUAUUCUGAAUCAAUUUUUAUGCACUUCGUUGGAAUUAGGCUUGGCAUAUGAUCUGUGUUUGCGAUGUACAGAUGUAAAUUAAAAUCAUUGCAAUGGUAUACACAGCAGCAUUGUGCAUAUAGAAUACUGUAUGUUUGGGAAAUGGAAAAGUAUAUUGUUUCUUUAUUCUGCUGUCUUUUUCUGCAAUAUUUCCUUUUUCCAAAACUGUAGGUGCCUUAGGGGAGGUUGUAAUUAAUGGUUAUGAUUAUGAUGGCAUCAUUCUCUCACCAAAAAUGUCCAUUCUGUCUUACUGCUUAUGGUCUCCAUUUGCUUCCCAAAGAUGCUUGUCCCAUUGGUAGAAAUAGUUAUAGUAAUAUAUUUUCAGAGUGACCUUGUGUGGUCAUAAGAAAUGUGAGUUGGAGUUUAUCAUGGGCCAAGCAAAAUAACAUUCAGGCGUGUAUGUGUGGAAGUUUGCAUCUAAAUGUUGCAUUCUUUAACCAGCAUUUUAUGUUAGUUUGUUCAUGUGGUUUCAAUUUUGAGUCUUGUACCCACCUGCAACUGUACUGCUCAUUGUAUUUAUUUAGUAGGUUGUCUUACACCCAAUAGUAAUGGUUUGUUGCUGUGUCACUUAGUCUAUUUUAAUAUCACACCCAUCAGCAUCAGUCUGAAAUUGAGGUGUGCAUCAAUUGUUUGGUGUGGCAUGGUCUUGUGCAGUGUUACUAACUGUGCAGUUAUUCCGUUUUCCAUACUGACUUGAUGCACUUGAUCUGUUUGACAGUGCAUGCAGUUCAAUGAUGUGGUAAAAAAUGUAAAAGUGCCAAGCCUAAAUUUAACUUUGUAUGAAUUUCAAUUUGCUUAACUGUGUGUAUAUAUUUAUAAAUAUAUAUAAAAUGAAUUUCACUGUAACAUUUUGUAACAGACUACUAAAUGACGAUUUUUUCUUAUCACAUUGCGUUACACUUUAUCUUGUGACGGUUUGGAGUGUGUAGCUUAUUUUAGCUCACCAAAUGUAUUUAAGUGAAGAAGUUGAAAGAUACGGCUCAGUGCAUCACUAUGUACAGUUUAAGUAUUGUUAACUGCUGUAUGUUAUGACAUAAAAGGUGACUACUUUAUUACCUGGUUGUACAGACAUGUAAAAAGAAUUAGCAAAAAAAAGUGAUUAUU